AUGCCACCGAGAGCUAAGAAGCGCAGAAUGGCUCAACCAUCAGCGACUGUCUCACAGCAGUCACGAAGUGGUAGUCAGGCUACAGUGAAUUCCCAGACGUACUCGUCGUCGGUGUCGGCAGGAUGUCCAGUUCCAAUACCACCGGCCCAGGCUCCAGCAAAUUCUUCUGUAGCGGAAGCUCAACCCAUGUUGACAAGAAGUUCAGGGCAAUCCCUUGCACUGCCUACGCCUGGAACACUGAUUUCAACUUCAGCAGAUGUGGGCACCACCCCUGUUUCUGUCCCAUCAGUACAUAUGAUUGAUACACAGACUAUAUGGUUGGUGGGUUCAUCAAUAAUCAAGCACGCCUUUUUGGAAGCUGUAUUAAGACCAAGUGGUACAAAUUUGACACUAGAAAGAAAGCACAUCUCCCUGUGGUGGCAGGGUUAUAGUGGCCUCCAGUUAAGUAAAACAAGACAAAAGAUAAGAACUCUUGAAAAGGUGGGCCCUGUACCUAAUUUCAUUCUUAUACAUUGUGGGGGGAACGAUUUGGGCAAUGUAUCGAUCAGAAAAAUAAGGGUUGUGGCAAAGCAGUUGGUUUUAUUUUUAAUGAAUCACUUUCGAAACAUUAGGAUUAUAUGGUCAUUUAUCCUUCCUCGUCUUCAAUGGCGCUAUUCGGCAAAUUUAAAAGCUAUGGAAAAUGCACGCAAACGGGUUAAUUCUGGUAAAGCUGCAAUUGUCUUGCAAUCUGGGGGCGCAAUAAUCCGCCAUACAGACAUUAAACCUGAUCCGGCCUUGUUUUUACACGACGGGGUACACAUGUCCUCGUUGGGAAAUAACAUAUUUCUAAACUCUCUCCAGGGGGGACUUGAGGCUAUCGUUGCGCAUGGUCAAUCCUGCUUUCCUAAUUAACAAGGGUCCUGGGUACGGCUGUUCGUAUAUGCCGC
Messenger RNA from Saccostrea cuccullata (small rock oyster), 926 nucleotides. RefSeq lists its product as uncharacterized. Lineage: Eukaryota; Metazoa; Mollusca; Bivalvia; Ostreida; Ostreidae. The transcript has 2 exons. The coding region runs from base 1 to 891 and encodes 296 amino acids. The record is from RefSeq and is a predicted model, not a curated record.